GCCGCCAGCUGCGGCGAGUUCGCCGGCUCCCAAGUGGCGUUACUCAGUGUCGGAGUCGGACCCAGCAUCCGCGAUGAAGAACAUCAAUUCCAAGAAUGUGAAGGCGACCACAACGGUAAAAGACCUUCAAGUCUACUGUCCAGCCAGCGUACAGAUACGGAUGCCUUUUCGGCUCCUCCAAGCGACGGGAGAGUUCUGGAGGUUGCGACGAGGAGCCUCCGUCACACUCGACGAAAGCCAAAGCAAGUGUAGCCGCAAGGAUGCGCUGAUGCGCCGUCUGCUGCUGCUGGUGGCUGGUUCCACCCUGGCGUCGCGGCUGCGGGCGUCUUCCAAGUGCGCCACAAGUUCCCCGCCGGAGUUGAAGGGGGCGCCGGUGCCAACACCAACGCCCUUCGUGCCCACGACGGCCGCCGCCACAGCUGUCGACCUCCCGCUCGGCGGCCUCGACCUCCCCACUAACACAAGGUGUUUGGAUGGAUGCAUGAUGCAUCCCUCUUUCUUGCCACCCUCCUACAUGUCGGUCCACUGUUUUUCAGAGUUCACUCUUUUGAAAAAAGGUAUAAUCAACGUAUUCCUCUACACUUUUUCAUCCAUGCAACUUUUUUAAUGUAUGUACGUGCUAUGCAUAUUAUCAAUAUAAUAAUAAGUAGAACUUAAAUGCAUCUAAUACACAUAAGAAAACUUUCAGCUUUAAGUUGGUCCAUUGUACAGAAACGACACAACUAAUUUUUCAGAGUUCAUCCUUUUGAAAAAAGGUAUAAUCAAAAUAUUCCUCUAUACCUUUUCAUCCAUGCACUUUUUUAGAGAUCCAACACUUAUAAAAAUACCAUAUAAUUUAAAAAUGAGUAUAUUUUAUAGAAUUUAGGGCACCAACAAAACAUUCUGUUCCAACAGUAAAGUCUCAAGUCUAGAUUAUAGGGCAGCCCACUCUAGUGUAAUAUAUUUGAGACACUUGAGAGAGUGUCCUAUAAUUUUUUGACCAAUUUUUAUAAAAUGAGACACUGUUCAAGUAGUUUUUCCUACAUAAAGUCUCAUAUUUCAAUUUGAGUCAUUGUUGGAGAUGGUCUUAGUGUCUGUACGUGCUAUACAUAUUAUCAAUAAUAAUAAUAAUAAUAAUAAUAAUAAUAACAACAACAAUAAUAAUAAUAAUAAUAAUAAUAAUAAUAAUAAUAAUAAUAAUAAUAAUAAUAAUAAUAAUUUGAACCCAAAUGCAUCUAAUACACAUAAAAUAAUAUCAGCUUUAAUUGUACUACACUUAAGAUCGUUGACCUGCAACUUUGGAUGUUGUCUCUGUGUGUAUAUUUAUGUGUAUACGCAUCAUUGUCUUCCUUUGUUCCCACUCUACCUCAAGAUAAAUAUCACAAAUCUAAUUUGGUCCUUCUUAGUUGUGUAGCUUCAGAAACUCAUUACAUUUUUUUCGAACUUAUCGUUAUUUUAUAGUCACUAAGAUCAUUAUUUAUGGCUUUGGUGCAUGUAUAUAUCCACUUCUCUACGUGUAUGUAUUCAUAUAUAAUUUUACUUCUGUAUAUCUACUACAUAGAUCUUUUAACUGUGCAGACAUAUCGAUCAAAUACUCGCGCUCGCGUUGGCGCGAGUUAGUUACUAGUUUCCAAAAUACUACAGAAAAAGACAAG
This is a messenger RNA of Zea mays, 1634 nucleotides long. RefSeq lists its product as uncharacterized. Bases 74 to 607 code for a protein of 177 amino acids. Lineage: Eukaryota; Viridiplantae; Streptophyta; Magnoliopsida; Poales; Poaceae. The transcript is spliced from 3 exons. The record is from RefSeq and is marked predicted.